Anopheles funestus (African malaria mosquito) is the source of this 2549-nucleotide messenger RNA. RefSeq names its product transducin beta-like protein 3. Gene Ontology annotation, cellular component: small-subunit processome; nucleolus; 90S preribosome. Gene Ontology annotation, molecular function: U3 snoRNA binding; protein binding. Lineage: Eukaryota; Metazoa; Arthropoda; Insecta; Diptera; Culicidae. The record is from RefSeq and is a predicted model, not a curated record. The transcript has 2 exons. Gene Ontology annotation, biological process: endonucleolytic cleavage to generate mature 5'-end of SSU-rRNA from (SSU-rRNA, 5.8S rRNA, LSU-rRNA); endonucleolytic cleavage in 5'-ETS of tricistronic rRNA transcript (SSU-rRNA, 5.8S rRNA, LSU-rRNA). Bases 109 to 2505 code for a protein of 798 amino acids.
ACAAAUGUCAAACCUCACACACAUAAGUCAUAACAAACCGCGCUUCAAUACACGUGCUUCGUGUUUGCAUGAGAAUUAUUUGAAUAUUUUAUAAAAAUAUUGUGUAAAAUGGAAUCAAAAGUGAAACUAAAGGAAGUGUACGAAAUCAAGCAACAGUACAAAGCCUUCUACACCGGUGGUACAGUCGCGUGGAAGUCCGACGGGCAGCAUUUUCUUUGCCAAAACAAUGGUACCAUCAGUAUUGUGGCUAUAGAUAAUCUUAACGAACCGGUAACGUUGGGGGAAGAACAAACGGACAGUGAAAUAAAUGAAGAUGUCAUCUACACGUUCGCUAUCGGAAACACAGGAGCGAACAUCGUAUCCGGACAUCGUUCCGGCUUGCUUAAGAUGUGGGAUAGCGAAACACGUACCGUUCAGAAGAUGUGGAAAACCAUGCACCAAGGUCCAAUUUCGCGACUGGUCUUCAAUCCAUCCGACAGUGUAAUUGCGAGCGGAGGUUCCGAUUCGUCAAUUCGCCUGUGGGAUCCCACGGAACAGGUGUGUCAUGGAACGCUGCGCGGAUGCGAAGGUAUGAUAAACGUGAUCGUGUUUCAUCCAGACACGGAGAGUAAAAUGUUGGUGGCAGUCGGAGAUGAUACGAAGAUACGCGCCUGGAACUACGAAUCGCGCAAACUGAUCAAAACAUUUGAAGGACACUUUUCGCGUGUGACCGGUGUAUCAUUUUCGGAGGAUCGAAAGCACAUCGUUUCAUCGGGAAGGGAUAAAAUUCUCAUUCUGUGGAAUUUCGAUACACAGCAAGCGCUAAAGACGAUCCCAGUAUAUGAAGCGCUUGAAUCGGUUGUAGUCCUACCAGUCGGUAUAAAGAUUGGUGGCAUAAAGCUGAAAAAAGGCAAAAUUUAUGCCGCAUGCGGAGGAGAAGAUGGUCUAGUGAAGGUGUGGGAAAUGACUGAGGCAAAAAUAAUGUACAAACAAUCGAACAGUCUUGUGGCGAAGGCGUCCGAAGAAGGUGGAUUGGCGAUAACACAUCUGUUCUACAGUGAAUCCCUUGGUCAGAUGGCCAUAGUGUCGGCGGAUCAUAACAUUUUCGUGCACGGUUGCGAAAGCUUCGAUUGUGUCCACCAGCUGUCUGGGUUUAGUGAUGAUAUCCUGGAUUUGGUACUGCUUGGAAAACAAGAUCAAUACCUCGCGAUGGCUACAAACAGCAACGACUUUAAGGUGUACGACACAAACACGAUGAACUGCCAGCUGGUAAAGGGCCACACGGACAUUGUAUUGUCACUGGCCGCCAACGAUCGGUAUCUGCUUUCCUCGUCGAAAGAUCAUUCGAUUCGGUUGUGGAGUUUUAGCGAAGAACCGUUCACAAUUCACUGUGUCGCUAUUGGACUGAAACACACGAACGUAGUUGGAUGCGUAACGCUGAGCAAGCAUUCGGGCAAUUUGUGUGCUAGUGUUAGUCAGGACCGUUGUUUGAAGACGUGGAAGAUUCCUAAAAAAUUUAAACAAGAGACAGAAGACGAACUUCCCCGGCUGCAGUGUUCGUUGACCGAGCUGGCCCACGACAAAGACAUAAAUUGCGUUUGCAUUUCACCAAACGAUCGAUUGAUUGCGACUGGUUCCCAGGACAAAACAGCAAAGCUGUGGGAUGCAAGUGAUCUAAGUGUGGUUGGUGUAUUCCGUGGACAUACGCGUGGCAUCUGGGCGGUGCGUUUUUCUCCCGUAGAUCAAAUCCUGCUCACGAAUGCGGCCGAUUGUUGCAUCAAGCUGUGGUCGCUGGAAGACAUGACCUGCCUGAAGACAUUCGAAGGACACGAUAGUUCGGUACUGCGUGUUGAAUUCCUUUCCAACGGCAUGCAGCUGCUAUCGGCUGGUGCCGACGGGUUACUGAAGCUAUGGUCGAUCAAAACUUCCGAAUGCUUGCAAACCCUCGAUCGACACGAAAAUCGUGUCUGGGCAUUAUGCGUGACACGCAACGAGAGUGUGUUCUACAGCGGCGGUUCAGAUUCCCAGCUCAUCCAGUGGCACGAUGUGACCGAAAGCAAACGACAGCAGGAGUUGGAUCAGCGCAAGGAGACACUGUUGCAGGAGCAGGAGCUUAGCAAUCUGUUAAGCGAACGAAAGCUUCUGAAAGCGUUGCGUCUUUCACUGAACCUCGAUCGACCGCUGAGCACGCUAAAGAUCGUGAACGAGGUGAUCAAAACGCGGGAGCUAGGUUUGGAGGAAACGGUGCGGAAGCUAUCGAACGACCACAAAGAACGACUUCUACGGCACGCGGUCGAGUGGAAUACGAACAGUAAAAAUUGCCGGCCCGCACAGCUUGCGCUACACGUUUUGCUGCAGGAAACGCUUGCGGGACGGUUUCAGGUGAGCGAACUCAACAAACACCUUGAAGCCUCACUCCCGUACACCGAGCGACACUUUAAGCGACUCACUGAGUACAUGAAAGAUUUAAAGUUUGUCGAGUACUCGCUACACUGCAUGCAACCUCAUGCGACCAAAAUGGAAUAAAUGUAGAGCAAUGAAUGAAAAUAAAGAGAUAUAUGUAAUUCUAA